This is a messenger RNA of Cicer arietinum (chickpea), 1633 nucleotides long. Its product is annotated as cytochrome b561 and DOMON domain-containing protein At2g04850-like. Lineage: Eukaryota; Viridiplantae; Streptophyta; Magnoliopsida; Fabales; Fabaceae. The record is from RefSeq and is a predicted model, not a curated record.
AUCAAUUGUACAGAGUUUCUCCUUAGUGAGAGGCCUUUGUUCAAAAGUUAUCCAUUAAAUUUCAUGAGGAUACCAGCAUAGUUUGGUAGCUACAUUACAACUUUGAAUUCAUCAAAAAAAAAAUAAUCUCCACCAAACGCAUAUAGACACUACUAUUUGCUUUCCUUCAAAGUUAAGCACAAACUAAAUAUUCCCUCAAAAUCCAUUAUGACACUUAACAAUUUCCCCUCUGAAAACCUCAUUACAAAACACAAAAUCUUUAACUGCAAACAUCAAUUACAUUAACUUUUGCAAAUCAAUAUUUCUCCCUCCACACCAUCACACCAUGUUUCAUCAUGUUUAUCUCUUCCUCCUCCUACUAUCCCUCUGUUUCUUUCUACAUACUGUUUUCUCAUCUCACUGCACAACAGAAACCUCAACUAAAACCUUUCAAAAAUGCAUGAACCUUCCAACACAACAAGCUUCCAUAGCAUGGACUUUCCACCCUCACACUUCAACCUUAGAACUAGUCUUCUUUGGCACCUUCAUUUCACCUUCUGGUUGGGUUGGAUUUGGCAUCAACCCUACUUCACCACAGAUGACAGGAACUAAUGCCUUAAUUUCCUUCCCGGAUCCGAACACGGGUCAAAUAGUCCUUCUCCCUUUCAUCCUUGACACAACUGUCAAACUUCAAAAAUCACCACUUGUCUCUCAACCCUUUGACGAUAGUAUUAUCCAUCUCCUCUCUUCAACAGCAGCUAUGUAUGGCGGCAAAAUGGCAACCAUACAUAACGGCGCGCCUAUUCAAAUCUACACCACACUCAAACUCGAAUCGAAUAAAACCAAAAUUCACCUUGUUUGGAAUAGAGGUCUUUAUGUUCAAGACUACUCACCCACCAUUCAUCCAACAACCUCAAUUGAUCUCUCUUCUAUUGCAACUUUUGAUGUUCUGUCCGGUUCAUCAUCUUCGCAAUCUCAACACAUUGACCUCACAAUGCUUAGAGUGAUUCAUGGAAUCCUAAAUGCAGUCUCUUGGGGUAUUCUUUUACCAAUGGGAGCGAUAACGGCUCGCUACCUUAGACACAUUCAAACACUAGGCCCUGCAUGGUUCUAUGUCCAUGCAGGGAUACAAUUGUUAGGUUUCAUUCUUGGAACAGUUGGGUUUGGCAUUGGUAUUCGGCUCGGGGAAAUGUCGCCAGGCGUGGAGUAUGGACUCCAUAGGAAGCUUGGAAUUGCGGUGUUUUGUCUUGGAGCUUUGCAGACUUUGGCAUUAUUGUUUAGGCCAAAUGCUAGGAACAAGUUUAGGAAGUAUUGGAAAUCUUACCACCAUUUUGUUGGGUACUCUUGUGUGGUUCUAGGGUUUGUGAAUGUGUUUCAAGGGUUUGAAGUGAUUGGUGCUAGUAGGUCUUAUGCCAAAUUGAGUUAUUGUUUAGGGCUUUCUACUCUUGUUGGUGUUUGUAUAGCUUUAGAGGUUAAUUCUUGGGUUGUUUUUUGUAGGAAAUCUAAGGAGGAGAAGAUGAGAAGAGAGGGACUUAUUGGAACUAGUUCUGAUAAAGGGAGUAGUGGCAUCCACAAUUGAAAACAAAUAGUGUUUGUUUUUUAAGUCAAAAUAUCUUCUUAAUUAAUAUAAUUUAUUUUGGUCGUUGCAUAAACA